Molecule: messenger RNA, 1692 nt
Organism: Egretta garzetta (little egret)
Lineage: Eukaryota; Metazoa; Chordata; Aves; Pelecaniformes; Ardeidae
Gene: KLHL29
Product: kelch like family member 29
Exons: 10
Coding region: 1-1692 (563 amino acids)
Molecular function (GO): protein binding
Source: RefSeq, a predicted model, not a curated record
AUGCAAGAAAUGUUGAAGGAGUUGAACCAGCAACGCAGAGCGAAAGAGUUUACAGACCUGAAAAUUAUUGUUGAAGGCAAAGAGUUUGAAGUCCACCAAAAUGUUCUAGCUUCCUGCAGCUUGUAUUUCAAGGACCUGAUUAAAAGGUCACCACGAGACAGUAGCAGAAGCGGGGAGAAGCUGGAAUUGGCCAUGUCCAACCUCACUGCGGAUGUCCUGGAAUUACUCCUGGAGUUUGUUUAUACAGGUUCUUUGAUCAUAGAUUCAGCCAAUGCAAAAACCCUACUGGAAGCUGCCAGCAAGUUCCAGUUUCAUACUUUCUGUAAAGUCUGCGUUUCAUUUCUAGAAAAGCAGCUGACUGCUAGCAACUGCUUAGGAAUAUUAGCCAUGGCUGAAGCCAUGCAGUGCACUGAACUAUACAACAUGGCCAAAGCAUACGCCCUGCAGAUUUUCCCAGAGGUGGCAAACCAAGAAGAGAUCCUUAAUAUCUCAAAAGACGACUUCAUUUCCUACAUGUCCAAUGACAGCUUGAACACCAAAGCGGAGGAGCUGGUGUAUGAAACAGUGAUAAAGUGGAUUAAGAAGGACGCUGCGAUCAGAGCUCAGUACGCUGCGGAGUUGUUGGCGGUGGUGCGCCUCCCCUUCAUCCAUCCCAGCUAUCUGCUAAACGUUGUUGACAACGAGGAGUUGAUAAAGUCUUCGGAGGCUUGCCGGGAUCUGGUGAACGAAGCCAAACGUUAUCACAUGCUGCCGCACGCCCGACAAGAGAUGCAGACGCCAAGGACCCGGCCAAGGCUUUCUGCAGGUGUAGCCGAGGUAAUAGUCUUAGUUGGGGGUCGUCAGAUGAUUGGCAUGAAUCAACGUGCUUUAACAGCGGUCACUUGCUUAAAUCCUCAAAACAACAAGUGGUACCCAUUGGCCAGCCUGCCCUUCUAUGAUCGCGAGUUUUUCAGUGUGGUCAGCGCUGGGGACAACAUCUAUCUUUCAGGCGGCAUGGAGUCGGGUGUCACGCUCGCUGAUGUCUGGUGUUACAUGUCCUUGCUCGAUAACUGGAACCUCGUGUCCCGCAUGACAGUCCCAAGGUGUCGACAUAACAGUCUGGUGUACGACGGGAAGAUUUAUACCAUUGGAGGGGUCGGUGUGGCAGGCAACGUCGACCAUGUGGAAAGGUAUGACACGAUAACCAACCAGUGGGAGACCAUUGCUCCUCUGCCAAAGGCCGUCCACUCGGCCGCUGCGACCGUUUGCGGUGGGAAGAUCUACGUCUUUGGUGGGGUGAACGAAGCCGGCCGAGCUGCAGGUGUCUUGCAGUCCUACAUCCCUCAGACUAACUCAUGGAGUUUUAUAGAGUCUCCGAUGAUCGAUAACAAAUAUGCUCCUGCAGUCACUCUCAAUGGGUUCAUCUUUAUUCUUGGAGGAGCUUAUGCACGAGCAACUACCAUCUAUGACCCAGAGAAAGGCAAUAUUAAAGCAGGUCCCAACAUGAACCACUCCAGGCAGUUCUGCAGCGCUGUGGUUCUGGAUGGAAAAAUAUAUGCCACUGGUGGGAUCGUUAGCAGCGAAGGACCUGCCCUAGGAAACAUGGAAGCCUACGACCCUAAAACAAAUACGUGGACACUUCUACCAAAUAUGCCCUGCCCUGUUUUUCGACACGGCUGCGUAGUAAUCAAGAAGUACAUUCAGAGCGGCUGA